AUGGGUCAAUCUUCUCCUCCGGUUCCUCUUUUCGCAAAUAUGGACGAUAGAUUGCUUGAUGCCAUUUGUGAACGGCUUAAACCGAGUCUAUACACAGAAAGUACAUAUAUAGUUCGGGAAGGUGAUCCAGUUGAUGAAAUGCUCUUUAUCAUCCGUGGUCGUCUGGAGAGUGUAACAACAGAUGGUGGCAGAUCUGGUUUUUUCAACCGUGGUUUCCUUAAAGAAGGUGACUUUUGUGGGGAGGAACUCCUCACAUGGGCUCUGGAUCCUAAAGCCGGUUCCAACUUACCCCCUUCUACCAGGACUGUAAAAGCUUUGACGGAGGUUGAGGCAUUUGCUUUGAUAGCUGAUGAAGUAAAAUUCAUCACGAGUCAGUUUAGGCGCAUUCACAGUCGCCAGGUUCAGCACACGUUUCGUUUCUACUCUCAGCAGUGGAGGACUUGGGCUGCCAGCUUUAUUCAAGCUGCAUGGCGCCGGUAUUCCCGGAGGAAAAAUGCAGAACUUCGCCGGAAUGAACUCGAAGACGAAGGUACAGACAUUGAAUCAGUACCUGGUACUUCUUCCAGCUUUGGUGCAACAAUGUUGGCGUCAAGAUUUGCAGCUAAUGCUAUGCGAGGAGUUCACAGGCUCCGUAAAUCAACUUCUACACGGCUGAUGAAUUUGCCGAAGCCCCCCGAGCCCGAUUUUGAAUCUGAUGCAUAGCUCUUUUCAUUAGAUGAUCGCAUGAUUAUCUGCCAACUUGGCAAAAAUUUGAAUGUGUUUUACAUUUUUAUUUUCUAAUUUUUUGUUCCUCCGCUUUCUUUUGUGUAAUAUAUCUAGCAGUAACACUUGGCACAAUUUACAUUAGAAGUAUGGCGUAAGUCAGUCAUUGUAUUCAUUUGAGUUAAGAGCAGAUGAAUCACCACGCAACAACGAUUUCUUUACUGGUGUCGAGAAAUUAAGAAAUUUUUGAGGGAGUUCUCCUCAAAACAAGCAUGAAAGGACAAAGAGAUGGCUCUUGUAAUUGGUGGUGCAUCCCAAGUUGCUUCUCCUCUCAUUCUCUUGGCCCCCGUUUGGCAAAAUUUAUAAAUUAUGUUGUAAAUCGUCAAACUUCAAUUUCAAUCACAUGUUUCAGUAGA
This is a messenger RNA of Olea europaea var. sylvestris, 1118 nucleotides long. RefSeq names its product putative cyclic nucleotide-gated ion channel 7. The record is from RefSeq and is a predicted model, not a curated record. The transcript has 2 exons. NCBI's taxonomy places the organism in Eukaryota, Viridiplantae, Streptophyta, Magnoliopsida, Lamiales, Oleaceae. Gene Ontology annotation, molecular function: protein binding. Bases 1 to 702 code for a protein of 233 amino acids.